AAAGGAUCUUAAGCUUAUACUGCUCCAGAAGUUUACUAAAAUGUGUAUAAAAAACUGUCUGAUCUGUUUUCUGUCGGAAUUGUUUUGCUAGAACUUGAUAACAUAGCAACUUUUGAUAUCAGUAAAACAAAUCUUGAGCAAAAGUUUGAAACAAAAAAUGGAUAAAUCUUCUAAAAUUUCAACAUAGAUAGAUAAUCCCAAAUCUAUAAGAUAGUCAUGCAAUGCCUUAAAUACGAAGUGGACCAACGUAAACCUGCAGUUGAGCUUCUAAUUUAAUUCAUUGUUUAGAACUAAUAAUACUUAAAUGUAGAUGUUUUUACAUUAUUAAAUAAGUCUCAAUUAAAGCAGAAAGCUGAAUAAUUUAACCAAAUUCAAAUGAGUAUAGUUCAGAAGAAGAAGAAAAAUGAAAGUGAAAUCUUACAGCUAUCUUAGAUUUAUAAUAAAGAUUUACACUUAGAAAAGCUUAUAAAAAAAUACGAAUAAUUGGAAAGAAAGCCCUUCGAAACUUAUGAAUAUUAAAUCAUUCUUAAUGAUUUGCAAAAAUUGACUAAAUUUGAUCCUAACUUCGAAUUCAUUUCAGUUGGCGCAACUGGAUUAGUUCUCGGGAGCUAAAAAGCAUGA
This is a messenger RNA of Tetrahymena thermophila SB210, 621 nucleotides long. RefSeq names its product kinase domain protein. The annotation marks the transcript as partial. The record is from RefSeq and is a predicted model, not a curated record. Gene Ontology annotation, biological process: protein phosphorylation. Gene Ontology annotation, molecular function: ATP binding; protein kinase activity. Lineage: Eukaryota; Ciliophora; Oligohymenophorea; Hymenostomatida; Tetrahymenidae. The transcript has 5 exons.